CCUUCUCCUUCUCCUUCUCCUUCUCCUUCUCCUUCUCCUUCUCCUUCUCCUUCUCCUCCAUCUUCCCCUUCCCCUGAUCUCAGCAGGGUUGGCUCAAAUGUUGAGUUCACUCCUGAUCAGAUUGAAGAAUUUAAGGAAGCAUUCUCCCUCUUUGACAGGACUCCUAAAUCCGAGAUGAAAAUCACCUAUGCACAAUGUGGAGAUGUCUUGAGAGCUCUGGGGCAAAAUCCAACCCAGGCUGAGGUCAUGAAGCUGCUUGGCAGACCCAAACCAGAAGAAAUGACCUCCAAGAUGAUUGACUUUGAGACCUUCCUGCCCAUGCUGCAGCACAUUGCCAAGACAAAAGACACAGGCACCUACGAGGACUUUGUGGAGGGUCUGCGUGUGUUUGACAAGGAGGGGAACGGCACCGUGAUGGGGGCUGAGCUGCGCCACGUUUUGGCCACACUGGGUGAGAGGUUGACUGAAGAGGAGGUUGAUAAGCUAAUGGCUGGUCAGGAAGAUGCCAAUGGCUGUAUCAACUAUGAAGCUUUUGUGAAACACAUCAUGGCUAACUGA
Molecule: messenger RNA, 558 nt
Organism: Indicator indicator
Lineage: Eukaryota; Metazoa; Chordata; Aves; Piciformes; Indicatoridae
Gene: MYL3
Product: myosin light chain 3
Exons: 6
Cellular component (GO): myosin II complex
Molecular function (GO): calcium ion binding
Source: RefSeq, a predicted model, not a curated record